Messenger RNA from Cheilinus undulatus (humphead wrasse), 1413 nucleotides. RefSeq names its product aprataxin (gene aptx). Gene Ontology annotation, cellular component: nucleus. Gene Ontology annotation, biological process: single strand break repair; double-strand break repair. Bases 77 to 1075 code for a protein of 332 amino acids. Gene Ontology annotation, molecular function: protein binding; single-stranded DNA binding; single-strand break-containing DNA binding. The transcript is spliced from 7 exons. The record is from RefSeq and is a predicted model, not a curated record. Lineage: Eukaryota; Metazoa; Chordata; Actinopteri; Labriformes; Labridae.
CGAGAGUAGUCACCAAAACAAACGUGGGAUAAAACAGUCCUCUAACUUUUAUGAAAUAGCUACAUAAGAUGAUAAAAUGCCUAUUUGCUGGCUUAUCAGCGAGGAGGGCAGUCAUAAACCCAUUAAACUGCCACAUCUACAGGCAGUUGUGUUGGGCCGAGGUCCAGAAACUACCAUUAAAGACAAAAAGUGCUCGCGACAUCAAGUUGAAUUGAAGGCCGAAUGCAACAAAGGUUAUGUCAAAGUUAAACAGCUGGGCUUGAACCCAACAUCCAUAGACUCUGUGGUGGUUGGUAAAGACAAUGAGGUCAAAAUGAAGCCAGGACAGAAGCUUCAUAUUGUCAAUCAGCUCUUCCCGUACGUUGUACAGUUCAAGGAGGAUCCAACUGGGGACAGCUGUGCAUCUAAAAGACCACGAGAGCCUUCAGAGGACAGAAAGAGUGACAAAGAGGCUCACACUCCAAAAAUAGUCAAACAAACAGAUAAAGAGUUUGUGCCACAACAAAACCAAGAAGCCACAAAAAGCAAUGAAAGUUUCGGACAUUGGAGCCAAGGCCUGAAGAUGUCAAUGCAGGACCCAAAAAUGCAGGUUUACAAGGAUGAUAAAGUAGUGGUCAUCAAAGAUAAAUACCCCAAAGCUCGCUACCACUGGCUGGUCCUGCCGUGGCAGUCCAUUUCCAGUCUGAAGGCACUGCGUGGGGAGCACACUGACCUGCUGAAACACAUGCAGAAGGUUGCUGAGCAGAUGGUUGAGCAGUGUCCACAUAAGAGCUCACUACGCUUCCGCACAGGGUACCAUGCCAUCCCCAGUAUGAGUCAUGUACACCUCCAUGUGAUCAGCCAAGACUUUGACUCCCCCUGCUUGAAGAACAAAAAGCACUGGAACUCUUUCACAACCGACUACUUCAUUGAGUCACAUGAUGUGAUUAACAUGCUUGAAACAGAUGGAAAGGUCGCAGUCAGAGAGGGAACCAGUGAGUUGUUGAAACUACCUCUCCGCUGCCAUGUGUGUCGAAAAGAGUUUCCCACAAUCCCUGCUCUGAAGGAACACCUAAAGUCUCACCUUCCUAGCUAAGAAGGCCAGCUAGAAGAGAAGAUAAUGCUGCAGAAGUUUAUCGGUUCAACAGUGAAUUGCAGUUUGGUGGACAUUUUAUUCGCAAAUUGAUUCUAGUUUUAGUUUUAUAAACAUUUGUUGGACUAUUUCCUGUUGAAAGUUUGAAUAUGACAGAACCACAAUACCCAUUAGAAAUAUGGUUUUAUGUUUACAUUUUCAUUUAUUGGUAAACUUAAUCAGAGGCUAAUUCUAAAGAUUAAUUAAUUGCAUGUUUGAUUUCUUUAGUUGUGUUGCAUCUGAUGUUCUCAUAUUUUUAAAGAUGUUUCAUUUUCUUGUAAUAAACUUUUCUAAGAACUGAA